AUGUCCGGACUCAUCGAGGGCCUUCCAGAUGCCGUUGCCUUAAGGUGCCUCGCUCGGGUCCCAUUCCACCUCCACCCCAAACUAUCCCUCGUCUCCCGUUCCUGGCGGGAGGCUUUCAACAGCACCGAGCUCUUCCGGGCCCGCCAGGAAAUCGGCUCGACCGAGGAAUUCAUCUCCGUUUGCGCAUACGACCCGGACAAUCUCUGGCAGCUCUACGACCCGUUACACGACCUCUGGCUCACCCUUCCUGUUCUCCCGUCAAACAUCCGCCACCUGGCGCACUUCGGUGCCGUCUCGGUUUCCGGUAAACUCUUUGUCCUCGGUGGAGGCAGUGAUGCAGUUGACCCGUUGACCGGCGAUCAAGACGGAUGCUUUGCGACUGACGAGGUUUGGUCCUACGACCCGGUGGGCCGGCGUUGGGCCAGUUGCCGGCCCAUGAUCGUCCCACGGGCCAUGUUCGCGUGCUGUGUUCUUGACGGGAAAAUCAUUGUUGCCGGUGGGUUUACCGAUUGCCGAAAAUCGAUAUCGAAGGCUGAGGUGUAUGAUCCCGAUCGAGACGUGUGGGAAACGAUGCCCGAUUUGCACCACACGCAUAACUCGGCUUGCACAGGCUUGAUAAUCGAGGGAAGGGUUCAUGUUUUGCAUAAGGGCUUUUCGAGCGUGCAGGUUUUGGAGAAGAAUGUGAUGAGUUGUUGGGGUUGGAAGGUGCACGAUUACAGCUGGCUGCAGGGGCCGAUGGCUGUUGUGAGGGGGAAAUUGUAUGUGAUGGGCCACCACGGGCAGAUAUAUAGGCAGGAGAGGGACUCGAGCAAGGUGGUGGUUUCGGCUUCUGAGUUUCGGAGGAGGAUCGGGUUCGGAAUGGUUGGGCUUGGGGACGAUAUCUAUGUGAUAGGAGGGGUUAUUGGGCCCGAUAGGCUCAACUGGGAUAUAAAGUCGACGUCGGAUGUGGAUGUGUUGGCGCUCGGGAGCGAACGGUCAGCGUGGCGCCAGGUGGCGCCGAUGACGAGGUGCAGGGGGACUGUUCUUGGGUGUACACAGUUGAGGAUUUAG
Striga hermonthica is the source of this 1050-nucleotide messenger RNA. The record is from the annotation of a GenBank genome assembly. Lineage: Eukaryota; Viridiplantae; Streptophyta; Magnoliopsida; Lamiales; Orobanchaceae.